CAGCCCUGCCGGUGCCCCUCACUGCCGACCCGCAGCCCCUGCAGCCCAGCCCUGGUCUCUCCCCCACAGAUCGAGGCUGACCCGCUGCUCCGCAGUUCCCUGUCCCGCCUGUCGUACCGCAGCUUCUCCCGGCUGGCCGAGGCGUACACCGCGCGGGCCGACCCGGGCAGCCCCAGCCCCCAGCUCGCCCGGCUGGCCCUGACCAUGGAGCUGACGCGGAAGGUGGCGGGAAUCAACAGCCACACGGUGCAGACGCUGAUGGGCUACAGCCUGCAGUACAUGGACAUGUUCGUCCCCUGGCUGCAGCAGCAGGGCGGCUGGGUA
Chrysemys picta bellii (western painted turtle) is the source of this 324-nucleotide messenger RNA. The record is from RefSeq and is a predicted model, not a curated record. Lineage: Eukaryota; Metazoa; Chordata; Testudines; Emydidae.